CAGCGUUGGCGUUUUGGUGGCGUUUCCCUCCGGGGCGGGGUUUCCUCGCCCAAGUCCCCCCAAAUCGGUCCCCGCGCCCGUCCCGGCCCCAUUUGCCCCCGGAUCCUGCGGGGAUGCGGCCCCAGAGAGGUCCCCCCCGCGCCGCUCCGCCCCAGACGGUGAAGCAGCUGCUGAAGGAGCUACGGCAGCAGAAGAGCAGGGAAGGGGCGAGAUCCCCGGUGGGUGACCCCCUCUCCCAGGUGACACCUUCCCCGGGGACACGCCCACUCUCCUCCCUGACCCCCCCGCUCUCCCCCCAGGUUUUGGCGCUGCCCUCCCCACGCCCCUCGGAUGGUGCUCCCUGGCCCGUUGUCCCCGCAGUGCCUCCCGGCCUCUCUGCGGUCCCACAUGUGUCCCAUGGCAGCCCGGGGGGAGCCCAUGGGGGAAGGGCCUCCGGUCCGAGGGGGUUUCAGGCUGCUGCCAUCCCUGGCCCUGCCUGGCCCCCUUCCACAGUGCCGUGGGGAGAAUUCGGGGCCUCCCUGCUAGGAAGGGAGAUCCAAGACCCGUAUCCUGAGCCCCAGGAGCUGGCAGCCGCCCGCGCUGCACUGGGGGGCCGAGACCCCCGGGAGCUGCUGCGGCAGGACGAGGAGGGGGACACGCUGCUGCACGUGCUCUGUGCCGGGGGGCAGUGGGCGCUCGCCCGGGCUGCAGCCGAGGCUCUGCGGGACCUGGGGGGACUUGAGGUGCGGGAGCACCUGGGCAAGACUCCACUACUGGUGGCAGCAGCAGCUGCAGCCCCAGAGAUUGUGCGGGACCUGCUGGUCCUGGGGGCCAAUCCUGACGCCGCUGACCACAGGGGCCGCACAGCCCUGCACCUGGCUGCAGCCUAUGGGCACCCUGAAAUCCUCCAGGCCAUGAUGUCCUCGGGGGUUCCUGUCAACGUGGAGGCCAGAAAUUUUGAGGGCCAGACCCCUCUGCACUGCGCUGUCCUGGCCCACAACGCCUCGCUGCAGGGAGGGCACAGCCCCGUGGGGGGCUCUGGAGGGGGGUCCCCCACUCCCCAGGACCGAUUCCGCUGUGUUGAGCUGCUGCUGCAGAUGGGGGCAGACAGCAGCAGCCAGGACACCAAAAGCAGCCUGACAGCACUGCACUUGGCUGUGAGGGGAGGAAACCUCGCCCUGGCCCACCUGCUGCUGCGCCAGCCUGGCAUGGCCCCCCGCCUUGUCAACAUGAAGGCCCACGGGAACACCCCCCUGCACAUGGCAGCAGCACUACCUGGGACCCCCAGCCAGGAGCCCCUUGUGAGGCUGCUCCUGGCCUGGGGUGCCGACCCCAGUGCCCGCAACCUGGAGCACGACCUGCCCCAGAGCCUGCUGCCCCCGGGGGCCCUCGGAGACCAGCUCCGCCUCCUCCUGAGGAGCCGCCGGGGGUCCCAUCGCACCCCCCAAACCGCCGAGUGACGUCAGAGGGGCGGGGUCUCCCCGGUAUCAGAUGGGAGCACACCCCCAUAUUGGGGGUUUCCCCAUGUUAACUUUUCCUGAUUUCAAUGAAAUUGCCCCCCAAAUUUCUGUGAAAUGAGUCUGAACCACAUUGGUUUGGUGGGGGGAGGAGCACAGAAGGGGUCCAGCUCCCCCUUGCCCUCCCCCCCAGCCUCAUUAAUGGGGGCUGCUAAUGAGGGGCGUCUCCUCUAAAUUGGGGGAUUUGGGUGGAGCAUACCAAAUUGGAGGGGAAACCCAAGAACAGAGAAUUCUGGAAUUAAAUAAAAAUUUUCUUAAAAUCUGA
Haemorhous mexicanus (house finch) is the source of this 1761-nucleotide messenger RNA. It is a transcript of the gene NFKBID, whose product is annotated as NFKB inhibitor delta. Gene Ontology annotation, cellular component: nucleus. Gene Ontology annotation, biological process: regulation of gene expression. Gene Ontology annotation, molecular function: protein binding. Bases 114 to 1439 code for a protein of 441 amino acids. The transcript is spliced from 11 exons. The record is from RefSeq and is a predicted model, not a curated record. Lineage: Eukaryota; Metazoa; Chordata; Aves; Passeriformes; Fringillidae.